Messenger RNA from Insectozyma verbasci, 846 nucleotides. NCBI's taxonomy places the organism in Eukaryota, Fungi, Ascomycota, Pichiomycetes, Serinales, Debaryomycetaceae. The record is from the annotation of a GenBank genome assembly.
AUGACGUUCAUCACCCCAACUUCCAUCAUAAAUUAUGUAAAAUCACAACUGUUUCAAUAUUUCAUACCAGAUUGGCUAUUAGCUACAUUUUUAAUAUGUUUCUUUUUCAUUGUUGAGCACUCACCACCUUUCCAAAGACAAUUUUCAAUCACCAACUUAAAAAUUUCACAUCCAUUUAGCAUUGAUGAAACAAUAACGGGCCCGGAAUGUAUAAUAAUAUCUACAUUUAUUCCGUUAGCAAUUAUAACAUUAGUCAUUCUCGUUAAAAACUACAAGAACAAAUAUCAAUCAUCACAUCAAGCAUUACAUAUUUUACAAAUUAGCAUAUUGUCAUUACUUAUAAGUUUAAGUUUAAGUGGGGUCAUUACAGACAUUUUAAAGAAUUGGAUAGCAAGACAUAGACCUGAUUUUUUAAGUAGAUGUGUUCCAAAAAUAGAUACACCAAGAGAUAUACUCGUUGGAAUUGAUGUAUGUACUAAUCCAUAUGGAGAUCGAGUUUUAAUGGAUGGUAUGAGAUCAACUCCAAGUGGUCAUUCUUCAAUUAGUUUCGCAGGAUUAGGUUUUUUGUCAAUUUGGUUAUCUGGUCAAUUCAAAUUAUUUAAAAAAGGAGAUACUCAUUAUUUGUAUAAAUAUAUAUUGGUCAGUUUUCCAAUUGGAUUCGCUAGUUUUAUUGCAUUAAGUAGAACACAAGAUUAUAGACAUCAUUUUGAAGAUAUUAUAAUAGGGACAAUUUUAGGUUGUAUUUUUGCUUUUUGGUCAUAUAAUCAUUAUUUCAAUGAUUUGACAUCUGAAAAAUGUGAAACUGUGAUUGAGAAUGGAGGCGAUGAUAACUUCUUACCUUUGUGA